This is a messenger RNA of Eupeodes corollae, 3229 nucleotides long. RefSeq names its product probable serine/threonine-protein kinase tsuA. The record is from RefSeq and is a predicted model, not a curated record. The transcript is spliced from 6 exons. Lineage: Eukaryota; Metazoa; Arthropoda; Insecta; Diptera; Syrphidae. Gene Ontology annotation, molecular function: growth factor activity. The coding region runs from base 1301 to 3229 and encodes 642 amino acids.
UAACCCAUCCGUCUGUAGGGGAGGAUAGAACAAAAACACGCUCGACUCUCUGGCUCUGGCUCUGCUCUGUUGUGUACUUAAAUACUUACCUAUCUAUAAAACCUAACCUACCUACCUACCUUUUGUAGACUUUUUCUUUAGUCUUUUCCAUUUCCACAUCAUAUUCAUAUACUGCCCGUCAUCGUCGUCUCCGUGCGUCGUCGUCCGUAGACAGUGACUGCGAUAGCGACAGCGAAGCAAAGCGAAGCGACACUCUCGAGCGCUCGACAUCAGCUACAACGACAACGACGACAGCUCUGAGCUCUGUUGUACCUACCUUCAUAUAUAUUUUUUUAAAAGUGUGUUUCGUUCGAAUUGUUUUUCCAUUUCGUUCGAUUUUCGGUUUCGGAUCGGAUCGGAAUAUACGACGGCGGACGGACGGAUUAUAUAUUAUUUGGUUUUGGUUUUAGGUAGUGUUGUUUUUGUAUCUUGUAUCUUUAAGUUUAAACCAUUUUCCCGUUGUCGAUUGAACUCAGUUUCAUAGCGCCUACCGUUGGUUUAACAUCGUCGUGUGUACGAGAUAAAAUAGAUACAACAAAAGAAUAAAAAUUCCAAUUUUCAAAAAAAAAAAAUAAGAAAUCAAAUUGUAUCUCAAAGAUACUUACAUUUAAGUUUUUCUCACUCGAACUUUAACACCAUCGCGCAGAAGAAACGUUUUCUUUUUGGAGAUUAUAUCAAUCGGUGUCGUUUUAUUUUCUAUCCUAUUUGAAUUUGAAUUUAAAAAAAGGAUAUAAAUCGUUAUAAGAUUUUUUUAAAUUUAUUAAUUAAUUAUUUUUGUCUCUUUAUUUAAAAAAUCAUUUACGUAAAUUUUUGUUUCUUUCAAAUAAUUGAAUAUAUUUUUUGUUAAAAAAAACGUGAUUUUGGGACAAACAAAAAUUCAAAAAACAAAAUUUUGUUUUAUUUGUUUUAAGUGUUAAUAAAUUAUUUUAUUAAAAAAAAGAAAAAUUAAAAAGAAAAAGAUUAAAACAAGUGAAAGUGGAAUAAAUAAUUUGCUAAAAUAAAAGUUCCUGUUUUAUUGCAAUAUAAUUAUAUAUUUAUAUAAGUUUUUUAAUUAAUAUAAAAAAUUAAAAAAAGUGUGUUUUAAUAUACAAAACAAUAAUUUAUUUAUUUAAAAUAAAAAUAUAUUUUUAAUUGGCUGAUUAAAAAUAGAAAGAAAGAAAGAAAAAGAAAUCAAAAACACUUCAAAUGGUACAUCGACCAGCAAUUGGAAUAUAAAUAUACCAAACCCUAAAUGAGGGUACAAUGAGGUCAAAAAUAUACGAUGUUACCACAGUUUAUGUCCAAUGCCAAGAUUAUUUUUCUACUGAUGGUGAUGUUUGCCAGUGCACUAUGUUCAACAGAAGACGUUGUGAUAAUGUUAAAAAGCGCCAAUCACAACAAAGCCCUCCACAUAACACGUGGAGGCAAAGUUACAGCAGCCGAUAUAUCAAUAGCACAAACCAUAACAAUUGGCAGCCCUGGAGAUUUCGUAAAUACAGGAGUUUUCAAAUUAACACUUUAUUCAAAAGAAGCCGAGAGAUAUCUUUGUUUCAACAAACAUUGGAAACUUGUCGGAAUGAAAAAACUAAAAGAAAGCUGUCACUUCUUCGAAUCAAUAGAUCGCGGCUAUUUCGAAUUCCAUUCAGUACUAAAUCGAUCACGACGUGUCGGUUUCAAUCGACGCUUUAGACCAGUUAUGUUAGAUACAGAACAAAAUCUAGCUGAUGCCUAUUUUCAUUUCCAAAAGAUACCAGCUGAGAAUUUUGAUUUUAAUGCCUUCACAGAGGCUGAAAGGAAAACAGCAGCGUUAACAACAAUAACACAAACUCAUCAAAAACGCCGCAACAACAACAACAAUAAUCGACGAAUAAAAAAAACUAAUAGUAAUAAUGGCCAUAACAGUACUUUAAGCAACAACGACGUUACUAGUAUUAACAACAGCAGAAGCAGUAACAGUAACAGUAACAGCGGCAGUAGCAGUAGUAGUAAUUUAAGUCAAAACAAAAACAAACACAACAGAAAACAUAACAACAGUGGAUCACUGCAACCGAAGAUUUUGGUACGUCACAAGCAUAACAAUAGCAGUAUUGUGGAACGCCGACUUCGACAUGAGCGUGAACAGAAAAUACGACAGUUGCGCAAACAAGUGCAGCCUGAAAAUACGACGUCAUCAGCGACGAAUCUAUCGGCGGCGAAAUCAUCGUCGACAAUUCUUGCGCCAGUGUUGAAUAUAUUUGCAACACUAGCAGCAAGCAGACGAACUAGAGGUCGUCGGAAAACUGACGAUAUCCGCGACGACGAAGACGAAGAAGACAACGAAAACAGCAACGACAAAGUUGUCAAACAGAAGAAAGUCAUCGAUUCCCCAUCGAUAACUGAACCAUCUCCAAUGUAUCUUUUGUCAAAAAAUCCCGAACAUCGUCAUCGCCAUCAUCAUCUCCAACAGCAUCAGCAUCAUCCGCAUCAUCAAAUUUCAAACCCAAAUGCAAACGAAAAGCAGCUAAAUAUCAAUUACAAUAAAAAUAACGAUGCCGAUUUUACUAGUAGUUUAUCAGAUAAAUUUGGCGAACAAAAAUUAAUCAAACCAACUGCCACAAGUGGCCUCAAACAACAAUUUUCAAACGAAUACUCAAAUAAAAAUAGUAAUACUAAUUCUAAUAUUAAUAUUAAAAAAAAUAAAAAUAACAAUAAUUAUCUUGCAAUACCUGCCUUGCCAAAAAACUUGUAUAAUAAUAAACAAAAAAAUAUUAAUAAUAGAAUGACUGAAUAUGUUUAUAGUGGUAGUACUAAUAUUAAUAAUAAUAAUUUAAAUUUUAACAAUGAAAAUAAUAAUAAUAAUAAUAAUGAUAAAACUAGCAGUAGUAGUAGUAAAACUAGUUAUAUUGAUAGCCAUAGUAAAGAAAUGAAUAUUAAUAACAACUUAAAUAUUGACAAUAAUUUUAAGGACUAUUUAAAUACUACUAAGGAUAAGAAUAAUGCCAAUCGAAAAAAUUUGUUUGAAGCGAUAAAAAACAUCAACAUAAACAACAACAACAAUAAAACUAAAAAUAUAGUACAAUACAGAUAUGCGGAAAUUCGGCCAAAAUGCAGCAAUAACAAUAAAAAAAAUUGUCUGCAACAAGCCUGUCCCCAACUUGAGUCGAUGAACAAAAAUGACGAUGAAGAUAACAAGUUCUUCAGCAUCUGGAAAAUGAAGCGAACUGCUAUUUAA